This is a messenger RNA of Canis lupus familiaris (dog), 3126 nucleotides long. RefSeq names its product fibroblast growth factor 14 (gene FGF14). Gene Ontology annotation, molecular function: fibroblast growth factor receptor binding; growth factor activity. Gene Ontology annotation, cellular component: cytoplasm. Gene Ontology annotation, biological process: animal organ morphogenesis; cell differentiation; regulation of cell migration. The record is from RefSeq and is a predicted model, not a curated record. The transcript is spliced from 8 exons. Lineage: Eukaryota; Metazoa; Chordata; Mammalia; Carnivora; Canidae. Bases 1444 to 2115 code for a protein of 223 amino acids.
ACGCCACCCCUCCACGCGCCGCUGGGGACAGAGGCGCAGCGACUCGGCCGGAGCAAGCAGCUGGCUUGCGGGGCAUCGCACCCCGGCCCGGGACUCGGAAGACGAGCCGGGUGGGGCUCUCAGCCUCCGCACUAGCCGGCGGAGCCCGGACUGGCUCCUGAAGUUCCCCGGGCUGGAGAUUCUUCGACCGCAGUGCUGCGAUGGUCUCAGGUCAGCCUCAGCUCCUGUGCUCCAGGCGUCUGCAAGCCCCCGCCCGGUCCGGGCGCUAAGGGAGCUCUUCCCGCUUCCCUGCACCUUCCCGAACUCCGCGGAGUGUCUUUACACCGUAUUCUGAGGUCCGAGGCCAGGAGGGCCGUGGGGGACAUCCCUCACGGUGCAGGGAGACGCUGGGCCACCAGCUGGUCUCCAGUAGCAGACAAGCAGCAGCUUUGAGCCUGGGAAGGAGAAACACGUGACAUUUGCAUUUUACAUCUGGUGGCACCACCAAGAGCUCUUUACGCGUUUUGUAGAGUUGUGCGGUGGGUGCUGAAGCACACCGCAUUCUGUUCUAAGCGUUACAGUCUCCAGAUGCCCCUUCCUACCGGCUCUAGAAGUGCGGUGGGGAGGAGCCUCUCUGCCGGCUCUGUCCUCCCGCCAUUGGGGAGAAUCACGGGCAUUUUGAAUCUUAAAAUUGGACUGCAUGUUUAGAGGUUGAAAAAGACUAUUUGGAUCAUACAGCAAUGCAGAAACUCACUAGUUUACAAAAGAACAGCUGGAUCCAAAUUGAUGGAAUAAGCAAAGGUGACCGUGCAGAUGGCUUUCCACUUUUAAAAGAUUUUGCGUUGGCCUAAUUUCCAAAUAGUCUCCCCCACUUUUCUUUUUUUUUCCUCCCUUCUGAGGAGAAUCACCUUCCUGGAGUUUGCUUUUCAAAGAGAUGUCCUUCAUUUCCUGGAGAAGACUGGAUAGAACAUUUACGCCUCAAAGGCACAGGGAAAGAAUGCAGGCUCCUCCAAGAGGGCUUGUUUCCUAAAUCUAAAAUUUUACAAUACCUACAAGCUUUGACAGAUUAGCAGGGGAGGUUUGGGGAUUGAUAAAAAUGACAGAUGGCUUUUGAAUUGCUUCUAGAGCUACGUUUCUGUACUUGUAAAGUCUGAAUUUUUAAGACAAGGACAGUUCUUCUUAAUUCCUCAAAGAACUGGGUUGCAACCUGUAUGACUUCAAAGGGCUGACCAGGCACUAUAGACAGAGAUCCAGAAGGCUGAUUCUGAACGCACAUAUGAUCUGAUGGGGUUUUGGAGACUAUCCAACUGCAGCACUGAAGCUUAGUUUUAAGUUUCUCUAUUGUGUCAAAAUGCAACAACAUACUUUGAGCUACAACUGGAUCUAAAGGUUGGAAGAGGCUCUUUACUAGCCGUUUUACCACCUUUAUAAACAUUUUUUCCCCACCAAAAUUGUGAAAAAUGCAUGUGUCUAUCAGGAGGUGUUACAUAUGAAAUUCUAGUUCUUCUUCAUUCUCCAUCAACAGAGCAGUUCCCUAUGAUGUUCUUUCUCUCUCUUCCAGCCUCAAAAUUUGAGAAAAUGUCAGAUCCCCAGCUCAAGGGUAUAGUGACCAGGUUAUAUUGCAGGCAAGGCUACUACUUGCAAAUGCACCCCGAUGGAGCUCUCGAUGGAACCAAGGAUGACAGCACUAAUUCUACACUGUUCAACCUCAUACCAGUGGGACUGCGCGUUGUUGCCAUCCAGGGAGUGAAGACAGGGUUGUAUAUAGCCAUGAAUGGAGAAGGUUACCUCUACCCAUCAGAACUUUUUACCCCUGAAUGCAAGUUUAAAGAAUCUGUUUUUGAAAACUAUUAUGUAAUCUACUCGUCUAUGCUAUACAGACAACAGGAAUCUGGUAGAGCCUGGUUUUUGGGAUUGAAUAAGGAAGGGCAAGUAAUGAAAGGAAACAGAGUAAAGAAAACCAAACCAGCAGCUCAUUUUCUACCCAAGCCAUUGGAAGUUGCCAUGUACCGAGAACCAUCUUUGCAUGACGUUGGAGAAACGGUCCCGAAGGCCGGGGUGACGCCGAGUAAAAGCACAAGUGCGUCUGCAAUAAUGAAUGGAGGCAAACCAGUCAACAAAAGUAAGACGACAUAGCCAGAUCCUCACAGGUGUUGUGACUUACUCGUCCUGAGCACAGUUGAGUGAUUUAUCCUUGCCAGACAUUCCUGCUCCUGUGGCUGAGGAGCAGCUGGAAGUAAGCCCAUGCUUGCUCUUGGCUGUCUCGAACUUCUUGGUUGCAAGUGGAUAAAUCUCAACCUGUUGCACCCCCAGAACAAGAAGACACCUGGAUAACCAGCUAAACUCAGACCAUGGAAUGCCCUACCAGAUAUGGAAUGCCUUUUUAAUAUCUUUUCUGUGACCGUGACACUUCAUGUGAAUGACAUACUUCACAAGUACACUCGAUACCUUGCCUGCUGACAGCUACCCAUAAUCCUUUUUGAGUCCUGUUUCAGCGAAAUCCAUGUGUUUAAGUUCAAUUUUGUAGCACACGAAUACUAUUGAGUAAUUUCUAGUUAGACGCUGUAAACCUGUGCUAUUAUGGAUUUCUCUUCUCCCCGUUUUUACAGGGCUGCUCGCGCCACUGUCUGUGACCUUUUGCAGGAAUUGUAUUCCUCUAAAUCUUAAAUGUUGCAGUUGGCCUAGUUCGGAGAGCGAUCAGGGAAUCAGGAAGCCUUCUAAACCUAUUAUUACAAAUUGCAUCUAUAAAGAUUUAAGAGUGUUGUCUCCGGCUCCCACUAUCGAUUAAACACACAUAUACGAUCUAUCCAGUAGCAGAUACCGUGCUCCUGAGGUUGGCGUUGCCGGGGUGAGAAAUGGGUCAAACACAGUCCCAGGGGGGAAGCUCUCUACGAUACGUGUUUGACACCCCCCUAUAGUUUCUUUGUGUGUGUGUGUGUUUUAUACAUAUCACAAGCUUACUGGUAAUGGUAACAUUUGCCUUGCCCAGCGAGCAAGACCCACUGGUUUUUGAGAAAGUGGGUCCAAAGAACUCUGUAGGCCUUGUAGGCCUGAUUAAGGUUCAUUUUUCAUCUACUGAUCCUCAUUAUUUGGAAAAAAGAAAAAAAAAAAGAAAAGAAAAUUCAAUGAUUACAACCUACAAGAGUU